AUGCUCCUCCUGCUGACCUCACUUCAGAUCUUGGCUCUAGCCAUGGUACAGAGCCAAGACGAUGAGAACAAAAUAAUUGGUGGCUACUCCUGCAUCCAGCACUCCCAGCCGUGGCAGGCAGCCCUGCUGGCCGGCGUCGGCCGUCGCUUCCACUGCGGAGGGGCCCUGCUGUCAGACCAGUGGGCCAUCACCGCCGCUCACUGCUCCCGCCCGAUCCUUCGGGUCGCUCUGGGCAAGCACAACCUGCAGAAGCGGGAGGCCACCCAGCAGGUGCUGCGUGUGGUCCGCCAGGUGCCACACCCCCAGUACAACGCCCGGACCCACGACAACGACUUGCUGCUGCUGAGGCUGCAGCAGCCGGCUCGACUGGGGCGUGCGGUGAGGCCCAUCCCCGUGGCCAGGACCUGCGCCAGCCCACAGACGCCCUGCCGCGUGUCCGGCUGGGGCACCACAUCCAGCCCCAUUGCCAGGUACCCCAACUCUCUGCAGUGCGUGAACAUCAACAUCACCUCCCAUGAGCAAUGUCAGCAGGCCUAUUCGGGCGCCAUCACGGCCGGCAUGGUCUGUGCAGGAACCCCGGAAGGCGGGAAGGACUCUUGUCAGGGAGACUCCGGGGGACCCCUGGUGUGCAAAGGGAAGCUCCAGGGCCUGGUGUCCUGGGGGAUGGAGCGCUGUGCCCUGCCGGGCUACCCCGGAGUCUAUACCAACCUCUGCAAGUACUAUGACUGGAUCCAGCAAACCAUUCAGAGCGCAUGA
Eptesicus fuscus (big brown bat) is the source of this 756-nucleotide messenger RNA. It is a transcript of the gene KLK14, whose product is annotated as kallikrein related peptidase 14. Gene Ontology annotation, molecular function: serine-type endopeptidase activity. Lineage: Eukaryota; Metazoa; Chordata; Mammalia; Chiroptera; Vespertilionidae. The record is from RefSeq and is a predicted model, not a curated record. The transcript has 5 exons. Bases 1 to 756 code for a protein of 251 amino acids. Gene Ontology annotation, biological process: seminal clot liquefaction; epidermis morphogenesis; proteolysis.